CUUUCCAACAACCGCGGAAAGCGUUAGCGCGUAACGAUCACACUUUUCACCCGCUCGAAAUUUCGCGAGUUUUCCUCCUCGAUUUUUCCGGGAAUAUCAGUCAGGAUGUCGGGAAGGCGCUCUAACCUGUUCCUGUUGGUACUGUUGGUAGCGGGUUUCGGCGCUGUUUUUUGCGGUAGUUGCCGCGAGUCGAAACUUUGCUGUCCGGGCCGCGACAGUUCUUGCGUGGUGCAGAAGGCGCCUCUGAACUCGAUUCUGGAGGAUUUGAGUGAUAAACCAUGUUACUGUGAUCAUGCCUGUUUGAAGCUGGGGGAUUGUUGCCACGAUUUCAAGGAAGCUUGCGGAGUGGUGGAUUGUCAGGUAACAGGAUGGGGUCCAUGGUCUGCCUGUGACGUUGAUUGCGGUGCUGGUACCAUGUCCAGGAAGAGAUCUGUCAAAGUUCAACCUGAGAAUGGCGGAAAACAUUGCCCUAGUCUGGAUCAGAGAAGGGGAUGUCAGGUAUCAACAUGCCAUCAUCAUCCAGAUCCUGCAAUAAAAGAGAUAGCCAUGUUACUACCUGGUACACUAUCGCAUAGUAGAGUCGCCAACGCCACGUCGGAUAUAAGGAAAAACUUGAGGCUCAGAGAUCCAGAAAGAUAUCCUCAGUAUGAUCCAGAGAAGACAUACUGCUUGAGCUUCGAAGUAUUGAAAGCCUCCAAAGCGUGUAGGAAAGAAGCCAAUUUUCAAGCAUUGAAAGAAGGUGAACAUGUAUGUGUCAGAUGCGAAUCAGAAGCUCUUCACGAGAGUCUUGGAUGGAGAUGUCAGGGACAUGGAGUUAAAGGUCGUAUCACACGCUGGUCAGCCUUAUCAGCUCCGCAUUGUCACGGAAAAUGGCUGAGAUCUGUCAAAGAGACAAGCGAAGAUUGCUCAGUAGAACAGUGUUCAUCGGAGAAGGCUUUUAUUUUUGUUUGAAGUAAUAAAUAAAUAUACGUAAGGGGAACCAACAAGAUUACUAGACACAAAAAUGAACUUCGUGAGGUUAUAAACAGUGGUUCGAUGUCGAAGUCUUCUGCAAGACAGGGAGAAAAAAUCUUAUAAAAAUUGCUUUCACGAUUUUCCUGAAGCUCUUUCAUUGAAUAAUAAUUUCACAAAGAAGCGUACUGCAGGAGAUAAAAAUUAAUCAAAUUACAACAUUCAACCUUUAUUCUCAAACUGUCAUUAUAAGAAAGGUCUAUUUAUAUUUGAAAAUAAAUCCAGAACGAUCUAGUAAUCUUGAACAGUUAUUAUGUGUGUAUAUCCGUGAUGAUCAUUUUUAUACCUAUCUCUCUGUUGUUAACCUUUGUGUUCAUAUUAACCAAUAAGAGUUUUUUAUACCUUUUCCUAAUAUGUAUUUGCAUUUAAUUUUUUAUAUCUAA
This is a messenger RNA of Harmonia axyridis, 1394 nucleotides long. It is a transcript of the gene vex, whose product is annotated as somatomedin-B and thrombospondin type-1 domain-containing protein. The transcript has 5 exons. Lineage: Eukaryota; Metazoa; Arthropoda; Insecta; Coleoptera; Coccinellidae. The record is from RefSeq and is a predicted model, not a curated record. The coding region runs from base 106 to 951 and encodes 281 amino acids.